CGUCGGCAGGCAGAGCAGGGGGGCAUGGCUGGGACCACGCCGGAGCUCCUCCGUCCUGACGGCCUCACUGUCACCAUCAGCCAGGUUCCUGGAGUAAGACCCACCCGGCAGACAGGGUGGGGUGGCAAGGAGGUGGAGGCCCAGCCCGUGCCAGGGGAGCACAGCUGCCCCCGCUCCUCUGCUUCUCCCGCUUACAUUCUGGGGCAUACCUACCAGCUCCCAACCUCAUGCAGCCCAGGCCACUGCUGGCCCCCAUCCCCAAAGAGCCACAGCUGAAAGGUGACCAGAUAGAAGCCUCUUCAUGCCCUUUUCCAGCCCCAGAGCUCAGCACCCGUAUCCCCAAGCACAGGCCGCUCGUAAACCCCAAACCCCAGGGGCACAGAGACGUUGGGGCUGAAUGCCAGGAACAGCGUCUGAGGGACAGAGCCUCAUUGUCUGAGCGCUUUGGAUUUCCCAGCUCAGAGAUGAUGGGCCACUGUGGAGUCUUGGGCCCCUGGGUGGCCCCAGGCCCGGAUAACCUAAUGCCACUGGGGAAGCGGGUGGUCAGCCGGAACUGGGCAAGGAGCGCCCUUGGACCUGGAGCAGCCAAUGAGAUGCUUGAGGAUGAGGAGGCAGAGGCCCACACUGGUGCCUUCUGCUUGGGGGAGCGGGUGGAGCUGGCUGUGACCAUGGAAAACAAAGCCGAGGCCAAGCGGAUCGUAAGUGAGAAGCCCACCAGAGCAAGGAGCCAGGGGGCAGAAGGGUCACCUGGAGGGGGCUUGGGCCGGAGCCCCUCCAUGCAGAUGGCCAUCAGCUCAGAUUCUGCCCGGAAGGGUGUCCGGGAGCCCCAGAGUCCAGGCCUGGUCCCAGGCCCAGCUCCCCGCCGGCCAGUGGGGGGCCCCCCGGAGGUGGGCUGGGACUACGCCCAGUGGAAGCAGGAGCGAGAGCAGAUCGACCUGGCCCGCCUGGCGCGGCACAGAGACGCACAGGGUGACUGGCGCCGCCCGUGGGACCUGGACAAAGCCAAGCCCACGCCACAGGACUCCAGCAAGCCUCGGGAAGAGGGCCCGGCCAGGGUGGGCAGCACGAGGGGCCCCAGGGGCCACCGAAAGCUACAGCCCCCACCGUUGCCCCCUGAUGGCAAAGGCGGUACUACUCAGGGUGGGCAACCCAGCAGACCUCUGGUGGCGCUGGCCACACGCAGCAAAGCUCGGGGGACAGAGAGGCUGACUGGCAGGGCCCGCAGGUGGGAAAUGAAGGGAAGCAAGGAGGAGCUGGAGAGCCAGGAGGGAAGCCCAAGCACCAGAAGGACUCCAAAUGAGAAGGAACAUGCGCAGACUCCGAGCAGGAUGGAGCCGGGCGGACCCAUGAGUGUCCCAGCAACCAGCCCAGCUCCAGCAUCAGCGUCGCCAGAGGAGCCAAAAGAGGAGUCAGGAGCUUCGACAGCCAGUCCCGAGCCUGGCUCUCCACAAAACACGGACUUGCUUCCCCUCGACCUCUCUCUAGGAUGUGCCAGUAGCCCUGGCCCCGGGGAGGGCACGUGUGUGCUCAGUCCAAGGCCUGGGACCCAGGAGAGCCCUGUGUCCUGGCUGGAGGGUCACGAGCAGCCCCUGGGGUGGACCGAGCCCCAGGCUGAGCCAGAAGCCCAGACUUGUUCUGGGCCCCCCAAAGAGGCAGGGCCCCUGGAACCCAGAGAAGACAGGCCUGGCAAGGCUGGGGCCCAGCAGGUCCUGGCACCUCGAAGCAGACCCCCCAGAGGAGGCAGCCAAAGGGCGAGGGGCGCAGGAGGUAUGAGGAGCAGGACAGGGGGUCCUGCCCCUGCAAGAAGAUGCUGAGCAAAGCUCUCGGGAGCAGGCGGCCGGGCUGGGGAGGGGAGGAGGGAAGACACUGUCGAGUCUUUGAGCUCUGGGCUGGUGGCUGUGGCAGCCUGGCUGAGCAGUUUGGCAGACUCUCCGGUGGAGUGACACUGUGAAGGCAAGGAGCCAACCCCUGCACCUCACGGGCACCCCCCUGUGCACGUGUGUGCUCUCACCUGCAGGUAGGGCCCCUGGUGUAUCCCCACGCCACACCUGGUCUGUGAGGCUGGCAAGCCCUGUCCCAAGCCUACUGCUGCCCAGGCCACAAGCUCCCUGACCAUGGCGAGAGGACAAGGCUUGGAAGCACUCAGCACCUGGCUCUCCUGGCUUCCAUCACCCCCAGGGCCUGGCCUCCCUCUCCGGCUGCCGGCUCCUGGCUCCUCAGGUACAGGCAGCCUCAGCAGCUGGCAUGGCCAGCCCAGGCUCGGGCCCCUUCCUACACCCCUGCCUUGCACCCAGGUGAAUCACAGUCCAAGACUCACAGGAUGGCCAACCUGGGGAUCUCACAAGCAGCUGGCAGCCUCCUGCCUUUCCCUGGGCCUCAGCCUCCUGGAAGAGGAGGCUGAGGCCCAGAGAAAGGGAGGCCACAGCCAGCAGGGACAGAGCUGGGGACAGAAGAGCAGAGCUCAGGUCUCCUCUGUGAAAGGAAGGGUCUCUGGAAAGUCUCUGAAAUGGGGCGGGGGGGGGGGAGUAAGGAGGGGCCAGCUUCCUCUCCCCACAGCAGGCGCGGGAGCCCACCGUCAGGGACCUCCUCCCCCACCCCCAGGUCAGACGUGGAGUGCGCCCUGAGCGGGGGCAGAGGGCGCCUGCCACCCAGGGUCGUUUCCUGCCAUCUCCAGCUUCCUCUUCCCACCGCCUCCCUGCACUGUGUCACGCCGGAGCAAGGUCUCAGGCAGUGACCCAAGAGGCAGAGAAACAGCGACUCCAGCUAAGUACGACACCAGGACUUGUCUUUCCUACUUAGUCUCCGUUCCCGUCCCUCCCCUGAGGCCCACACAAGCUCCGCACAAGCUGUGGCUUCUUCUCAAUUCAACAAACAUUUCCUGAGCACCUACUACCAGCAAUGCAGCCGGUGGGCGAUGGUGACUUUGCCAGCAAGAGGGAGGGAAGAAACCCCUGCAUCCGGCAGACCCAGGCCGUGCAGCAGGAGCUGUUCUUGGCUGCAGGUGCCCGACAGGGGCUGGGGAUGGUAGUAGGAGCCCAGAGGGAACCAUCCCACCGCUGCUCGCAGAGGCAGGCGCGUCUCCCUUUCUCAUGGUGUGUACCCUUUGCCCCCAAGCCCCUGCUUGGAUCUCCCCACGUGGCUCUGCCACGGUUGUUCCUCUCUGCUGAGGGUCCUGGGCCUCACCAGCCUCUCUGGGUUCUCCAGGGAGUGUCCGGAUCAUCCCCAGCAUCUCUCCAGUGUCAGUGAGGCCUAAACUGUGGCUCAACUGUGUGAGGGCUGGGCCUCCCCACUGGCUCUUGCUCCGCUCUCCACCCCCUCUAUUGAGGAAGCACGAGGAGGGGGUGUCUCUUUGGCAGAUCAGAUUGUUUAGAGCAGUGCCUCUCACACAUUAAGGUGCAGAGUAAUGCAGAUUCUAACUAGGGAGGUCUGGGUUGGGCCUGGGAGCUUGCAUUUCUACUAGGCUCCAAGUGCCGCCUCUGCUGCUGCUUCCUGGACCACACUGUGAGAGUAAGGGUUUGGACUAGAGUGUAUGGAGGGCUAAGGGCAAAGACAGACUCUAGACUCUAAGGGCUGGCUGCUGGCUCUGUAGGGGAUGGGGGCAGGCUGCCGCUGCCCGGUGGGAGGUUCCUGGCCUCAGAGUUGGGUGGGACGCUGAUGCAUUGGGUAGAUGCUUGAGAGUGGGUGGUGUCAACUUCCUGUAGUGGGGAGUGAGAAAGCUGGUUGGGAACGGGAUGAGGUGAAGGGGGUUGGAAGAGGUGAGGACUGAUCAGAGGAAUUUUGGAAAGGCUUGGGAACAUUCUGUGCAUAUGGGAAGAAGACCCCUGUGAGAUACGAAAAGGCAAGGGUGAAAGAUUCCAAGCUCAAGUUUUCCUUUUGCCUUCCAGUCACACGUGCGUGGCUUUGGAAUAUGGCACUGGCUCUGGAACUCACGACUCCCAAAGGAUGGAGCUGGGGUAGAGCAGGUUCGGGCAGCCUCGAAUUCAGAUGUCUCCCAAAUAAUUGUGAUCCAGAAUUUGAACUCUAAGAUUCACAAACUUCCCCCAGCCCCCAGUGCCCCCAACUGUAUAGAUGUGCCUUCAUUAAAGGGUCUGUGCCAAGGCAUGUUUGACUAUGGGAUAGGGAUGUAGAACUUGGGCAGAGCUCUGGUUGAGGCCUCACAGCAAGAUCUAAGCAGGAGAGGAAGCUGGACAAAAGGGCUAUGGAGAAAUAGGGCUUCUCUCCCUUCUGGAUGUUAGGAGAAAGGGAUGUCACAGGAAUGAGUCACUAGGGCUUGGAGAGAAUGGAGUCUGGCACAGGACGUCUUCGUUGCAGGAGGACUGUAGUGCAAGGCAAGUAUCACCGAACUCUUCUCAAAAAAGGGGAGCCCUUCUUCAGGAGCAAUGAACCAGCAGCUCUUGUGGCCACCCCUCCUGCUCUAGGAUGGAACCAGCUAAGGAGCAGGAGGGAAGGGUAGACAUCCCUCCACAAAGCUCGGGGCCAUGGAAGGCUGCUCUGUUUCCUUCUGGCUCCUUUGGUUAAAGGCCUGGCUGGGAGCCUUCUUCUUGGAUUCCCUUCUCCUCUCCAACCAACAGACAAGACUGCUCCUCAAAGGUGGGAAGUUCUUCAUGGGACACGGCUUCAGGAUCCCAGGCACAGAGCUGGAGGAACUGACAAGGGAGAGUGCAGUGGGUAGUAGGGAGCCAGCAGGGAGAUGACAGCUUUACCUAAGGCCUCAAAACAAGGAGGGCAGAAGAGGUGGAAAGCAUCUCUGUCCUGGCCCAUAUCACCUUACAGAGGGGAGCAGCAGACCACAUUGUAAGGGAGGUAUUUUGGGGAUGAUAGGCAGCACGGUUGAGUGGAACAAACAUGGGCCUUGGAAUCUGAGAGACUGAAUCUGAAUCCUAGGUCUGCCACCUGCUAGCUGGAUGACUCUGGUCAAUUUUAACGUCUAAAAGCCUCAGUUUUCUUGCCUGCAAAAUGGAGCUAGCAAUACCUAUGAGGAAGGGUUGUUAAGAAAAUUAAAGAUGAGAAUAUGCAAAGUAUACCUGGCACACCGUAGGCACUCUAUUCACAGUAGCACACAGAAGGCACUCAGUAAAUAUUUGUCGAGUAAAUAAAGUAGCUAUUUGUUGUGA
Molecule: messenger RNA, 5114 nt
Organism: Balaenoptera ricei (Rice's whale)
Lineage: Eukaryota; Metazoa; Chordata; Mammalia; Artiodactyla; Balaenopteridae
Gene: CCDC9B
Product: coiled-coil domain containing 9B
Exons: 9
Coding region: 228-1814 (528 amino acids)
Source: RefSeq, a predicted model, not a curated record